Messenger RNA from Dermacentor andersoni, 6258 nucleotides. RefSeq lists its product as uncharacterized. The record is from RefSeq and is a predicted model, not a curated record. NCBI's taxonomy places the organism in Eukaryota, Metazoa, Arthropoda, Arachnida, Ixodida, Ixodidae.
CCGCGAGCCGGCGCGAGCGAAGUAGCAGCAAUAGUGCGGGCGAUUCCGAUGGCCGGUCUCCGCGCUCCCGCCGACUGACCACGCGCACGUGCUGAGCGGCGACCAUGGGCAGUCCCGACGCGCCGGCGCGGACCUCCUUGUCCUGGGAGCCGUGGCGGGCCCCCCUGCUGGGCCCCGCGUCGGGCCACGGCGUGCUCGCCUGGCGCCUGGCCGCCGUCGCGGUGCAGUGGUUCCUCUUGACCGGCUUGGUGACAGUGACCGUGGUGUGCGUGGUCAGGUUACAGCGGCUUGAGGACAGAGUGAGCCUGCUCGAGCAGAAGCUGCUGGACGUGCGCGCGGACCCCCUCGGCGGACGAGCGGCUGCAGCACAACAACAGAGCCUUCUAACUAGGAAUAGAAGAAAUAGUCCAGAAUCAGAGUGUAUGUGCCCACCCGGUCCGCCCGGGAAGCGAGGCAAGAGGGGCAAGCAGGGAGAGCCCGGCGAGGCAGGACCGCCGGGCGCGUCGGGGCCUCCAGGAAAACCCGGAUUUCCGGGUGCGAUAGGAAUCGAUGGCCCCAAGGGGGAUACCGGCGAGAAAGGGGACAAAGGAGAAAAGGGUGACUCGGGGAUCGACCUUGUCUCAAAUGUGAAGGGAGUAAAGCGUUCAGUCAAGAUGCCCCACGGGGGCAUCGCUGACGCCACCGAUUUUAAGGAACUAGCAAAUAUCGGAGUGACAUUCUCUCCAGGCGACGUGUUUAUGAUGAAGGGAUCGCAAGGAGAGGCUGGUCCUCCUGGCCCCCCAGGACCCCCUGGACCACCGGGAUUGCCGGGAUUUGACGGCGGCACGGGACCUCCUGGACCCAUAGGUCCUCCGGGUGACGUUGGUCCCAGCGGUCCACCCGGCCUCGUGGGGCCUGUCGGCAAGGAUGGACUCCCAGGACCUAAGGGCGAGAAAGGCGACAAAGGCGAACGCGGCCUUACGACGACGCUGGACGGAAACACGUUCCCGACGGGAUUCAUCGAAGGCCCCGCCGGACCGCCCGGACCGCCUGGUCCCGCCGGACCGCCAGGCAGGAAGGGGGACGUCGGCAUCCCGGGACCACCGGGCGAGGACGGCGCCAAGGGUGACAAGGGAGAGCGGGGCCGCAGGGGAAAGAAGGGCAAUGCCGGACGGGACGGCAGGUCCAUCCGGGGCCUUCCUGGACAGAAAGGCGAGCCGGGGGCGAAGGGCAUGAAGGGAGACUUCGGGCUGCCCGGACCGAGGGGCGACAAGGGCAGCGUCGGCCACCCGGGCAGGCCAGGAGAAGAUGGCGCCCCGGGAAGGCCCGGACCUACGGGGCAACCCGGAGCCAAGGGCGAAAAAGGCAGCGUUGGAGAAGCCAGUCCACCUGGCCUGAUGGGAAUGCCGGGGUUGCCCGGACCCCCCGGAAAGCCGGGACCCCAGGGAGAGAAAGGAGACAAAGGCGAUGGCGCGUCGGUGCGGUACAUGAGACAGAAGUCCAAGCGCAGACCCCCGGAGCAUCACCACCACCACUUCGCCUCCGACCACGGCGGCGGAACUCAGGGGGACAGCGCAUUCGAAACGUCCUACGACUUCGUCAUCGGGCCGCCGGGUCCCCCAGGCAUACCGGGAGCACCAGGAUUCCCAGGUCCUCCCGGCAUCAAAGGCGACAAAGGCAUCGACGGUCAGAAGGGCGAGCAGGGCGAGAAAGGCGACCUGGGACUCAUCGGACCCAUGGGUCUGCCGGGUCCAAUGGGUCCGCUGGGGCCGGCCGGACUACCCGGAAAAGAAGGCCGGACGGGAAUCACGGGGCCGCCGGGGCUGGACGGAAUGAAGGGCGAGCGUGGUGCGCCAGGUAACAAAGGCGAGAAAGGAGAGCCCGGCCUUCCCGGCACCGACGGCAUCCCAGGGUUACCGGGACCCAAGGGCGAGCGGGGUGAGACGGGCAUAUUGGGACCCCGUGGGAAGCGUGGAAAGAAAGGAGACAAGGGCGAUAAAGGCGAUCAAGGAGUACCAGGACUGGAUGCACCGUGCCCACUUGGCCCGGACGGCCUGCCACUGCCCGGGUGCGGCUGGAAGCCACCGAACACAUUAGGCGGUCCCAUGCCACCAGUACCACCGGAAGAACCACUAGACUCAUAAGAUCGCGUUCUACAGAAGCUUCUGGCGGCAUCCAUCAGGAGCAUUCUCGUUGUCAUCGCUCGACAUCGUUGCCUCAGAGCACGGCCGCCGGGACCUCGUCAUUGGGCCGCGGGACGUCGGUGGCAGUCGCCUGCAGCCUCGGAGGAGAUGCACCGUGCAGCAGACUCACGCUCCCCACCCCCAGUCCCACACUGCUAUUUACGGGUUCUUUUUCGCUGCAAGUUUUGCUCUCUUUGCAGCCCCAGCGCCUCCGGCGCACUCGCGCACGCAUACAUACACACGCAUACAUACACACACACAUACGCGCACAUACGCACACAGACGCGCGCGCGCAAGCACACACACACAAACGCAAGCAGGCGCUAGUUGACGCGCUCUCUUCGACCGACCCCGAUGACAGCGCGGUUGAGCGCGGAGGUGUGCCCCGUGCCCUACCACUGAUGACCUGCCCACUUCCCCACCUUGUUUUCUUUUUCGUUUUUCUGUCCAGACUUCUUUUAUUGAAAUAUUCACGAGAGGGGAGGAGAAAUGAAGGGCUGAAGGGUGGUGUUAGGAAAGCGUUGCAAAUCCAAAGUGGCGACUGCCGAGGAAGCUGCGGCGUUCGCAACUGCUCGUUCGCCUAGGCCAACGGAAUCACUACGAAGAAAAGCAUACAUUGGCUUUUCGACGGCGCCUUUGACAACAUUUUCUGGACGUCAACACGGACGUUCACUCAAGAUACCGUUCAAGAAAAUGCUCUAGCGGGUGGUAGUGCGCUACUAGAUGCGCACGUCAAGAUGAAACUGUUGCGUUAACUUGCAGAGACCUUCGCAGUAGUCCGCAGCAGGUACUGUGCAUCAUAGCGAAUACUGCCACAGUAUAUGUAAAGGCGGUAUUCAUCGCUUACCGGACGAAUCAGAUACAUCGAUGUCGGACAGAACCACCCAGUUUCAUGCAAAUCAAAGUUCAGCGUGGAGCCACGUAUGAGAACAGGAGCAAACCACAAGAAAAUGCGCGUUAUCGAGAGCUGAGGGAAGGCAUGGCGCGAACUCUCACUGAAACGGCCGAUGGGGAUCAGUCAGCAAGACGCGCGCCUUGCCGUCUCGCUGCCAAACGAGUAACGACGCCCGUCCGCUACGCCUGUGUGCUGUGCGACACUGACCAGCCCACCCCUAUUAGCGGUGCGCAGGCAUUGGUUCUCCCUCCCUCUCCGUUGUCGAUCAUUGUAUAUGUCAUCACCUCACCUGCACCACGAGGCUCGUCCGCUACCGCUGUAGAGUAUAGAAGCAAGGAGAGGUAGCUAAGAGUGUACAUUUCUUUCUCGCUAUCUCCUUCUGACCACCCUCUUUUCUUUUUUUACGUUUGUAAUGAGUAUGAGUUGAGGUCUUCUCAUUAUCGUUGUUCUGUCGUAACAACGCCUACUUCGUGUUUCCGUCAGCUGUACCAGUGGCGUUUUCCGACGGCGAGCAGCUAUUUCAUUUGGGAGUGUACGUGAUGGUGUACUACAAUCGCGUGCUGUUUAUCUGGGCGAAGAAGAAGCAUACGCUUCUGUUAAUUUUCAGUAGCAAAGGCACGAGAACUGCCAUGUUUCUUUCAAGAAACUGGAGUGGUUUCUCACGUAGCCUGAUGGGUGAAUAGCGUAUUCCCUCAUGCAGAAAAGAAAAGACAAAAAAUAAAGCACGUCAGGACGUGCUGUAGACGUUGCGAGAUCCAUCGUGUGGUCUGAGGCGGUCAUAUGAAAGUGACUUUCUUACGUAUGUGAGAAAAUAUCCUACAGCUUUGCUGGCAGCUUUUUCGGGAAGGCACUGCAUAAGCGCAAGUCCAGCGGUGAAGCGACUGCAAGUAAUGAAACAAAUAAACAAACAGACAAAAGUGAACGGGUGCGAGUCCCACACUAUGACAGAAAAUUACAGCCAAUAAUCGAAAACUUAACGCAAGCCCUGAUUUCAAGCUCACGUUCGCGAUCCGCGAUAUGCUCAUCUCACAGUUUGGAAAAAAAAAAGACAAAAAAACACCGACAAGGACGCGCAUGGCAGGAUCCAUCGCGUUGCUGCUGCUGCCGGCGCCUAUUCUUUUUUGUGUGUGUGUCCGUGCGCAGCCAAGCGAAACAAUGAACACAUAACGCGAACAUCUCAGCGGUGAAAGUCAGUCGUCUUGUGUCGUGAGCGUGUAUAGAAACGAGAAGGUGCGCAAUACUUACUUUUCUCUGCUCGCAGAAAGACUGUGACGGCGAGCGUCCAGAAGUUGCCAGUGUGUACCGACUUGAUGUUUGUAUGCGCCAGUGACGCGUAUACCAGCGAGAAAGCGCCGAAAAGAACCGUGUUUCCUUCCCUCCCAAUCCCACGAAGUCACUCAGUCCGAGCGGCUGGAGUGGUGCCAUUCCUGCGAAUGAUUGCUUGCUGUAGAAAAACCACGUCCGCCUCAAGGAGGUUGUUGAAACAAAUAAAAGAAGAGCUCCUGGAGUGAAAGUAACGUGCAAGCAGUGAAGCCGCAGAAGCCAUCUUACCAUGGGCAUCGAAGCAGCGGCGUAAGCUGCUUGGCCAUUUCAAAAUUGGCAAAUCACGGCCAUACGAAUCUCUUUCGGCAGGUUUCUUUGAAUCACAGGUGUUUUGAUGAGAAAUGAGCAUGGAGAAUGAUUUGAUCGUCGACCACGAUUACGAUAUUCAGCGAGAAAUUAGCGUUCUGGUAGCGCAAACAGGGAAUUUUUAUAGCUCACGUAAUCUAGAACGCAUCUCUGCGAUUCGGAAGAGAAAGAGCACUCGUGAUGCGCGUGUCCAAAAAAAGAAAAACGAACUAAACAAUACGCAUUUCCCACGGCUUGUUCUCGCAUAGGCGGCUGCCCCUCCAGAAGUUUCCAUUCGGACCUCCUUGGUGGGUGCCUCGACCCUGCCGAAAAAACAGCGCCGCGCGCGCACCGCGUGCGCCAGGAACCAGAGUCACGCGGCCUUCUAGCGCAGAAAUGUCUUCUCACGCCGUGAUGGCGCAGGACAAAACUUCUAUCGGUGACGCGCUCGCACGCUACUGUGAGGUACUCGCGAUCCUUAUAAGCACGCCUUCCGCUUCGGCUCAAUUCCCGCCAUGGGGACGUUAAAAGGAACGUCAAAGAAAAGCAGUAUAGGUCAAGUUAGACUGGUAUGUGGGCUUCGCCUUCAAGAGUAGCAAAUAAUACCUUUUUUACCAGGAGUAGAAGCUUACGGCACCAGAAGACGGCGCAAAAUACCACUGUCGGGUGGCAAUACCACUGUCGCAUUCCCAAGACAGCCCUUGCAACGUGACAGGAUGUCGCAUCCACUGUCUGAAUGAAGCCAGUUCAUCGUUCAUUAUCAAAGAAAGAGUCACGCCUGGUUCUCGACAAUGAAACUUCAACCAGUCAACUUUAAAAAUCACGUGCGAAAAUACAUUAGUUAAUCAGAAAAAUAAAUACAGACAAUAAAGACCGUAAGAUAUGUGACCCCACGCAGUGGCGUCAUUAUUCCCGCGCUGUGGGCAAGUGCGGCCUUAAAUUGGUAUUUUGGCCUGGAUGUUUCUGCUCCCUAAAGAUUACUGGCGCAGCAAGGCACGGUGAUUUAUUCUUUUUACUAGGACAUCCAUUGCUGUCCAGAAAGAAAGAAAAACGUUAACAGGGUUAUGUAUACUAAUGUACACGCUUGGCCUAACUCGUGGGGUCUGCCUAUUCAUCAUGCCCCAUUCAAUACGAGAGUCGCGGAAAGGGCCGUUCGCGUGCUGAGUACAACCGACAUGAUGUCCACGUUGUUUGCCCCCAGUGGCCGCGUGCGCUUUUCCUUGCUCAAGUCCGCGUAAGCGCUUCUGCAUGUUUGUCGCGUGUGCGUUGGAACUUAAGAAAGUUGCGCCCUGGCACCCGGCGCUUUCGUCGUUGAACACGAACGGACUUUCGUAUAUCCAACGGUUGGUUCCUUCGGACGCGGCGCAUUUGAGUGAGCACGAUGUGUUCGACGUACUUUGGCACCACUUACGCCGUUCGGGAUCCGGUGACUCCGCAGUCUGUCCUCGUGCUGUUGGGUCUCCCAUCCAAUCCCACCUUUACUAGAGUCCACUAAGUGUGUUCGUGUAAACUCAGGAGGCAAAGUUGGAAGCUAAGUUAUUGUUUGACGUCGCAUUCGUAUUCAUAGUGUGAAAUAAAAUACUUUUUACUCUU